CUAGACAAUCAAAAUAUUGAGCCACAAAUGCGAAGAAGAUGAAUUCAAAAAACGGGAAGUCCAUUCUCUGAAGUUUCUCUUCGUUUUUUUCCCCCUUCGCGAUGUCAAAGCGUGAUUUUUGCUCUCUAAUCUUGCCGCAGCGAGUACGUAAGCGUCUUCAGGAGGCCAGCAUCGAAGAUGACGACGACCUAGUGGCAUCCGGCCCGUCUUUCACUGCUGAGGCGGCAUUGGUUCUUGAGCGACGGCGGGAGACCCCCAUCUUCACGUUUAACACCGCUUCAGAUUGUCUCAAGCGAAAUGAGAACUUGCACCGCAUAGCGACAUGGGUUCCCAGCAUCGACGCUAUGCUUGAUGGAGGCAUUCCUCGGCGCAAGAUAAUCGAAGUGACCGGCGCCGCCGGCACCGGGAAGACCCAGUUCUGCAUGCAGGUAACGGCGUCCAACGAAUUGUCGAAGAAAUCGACCGUAUACGUAGAUUCUAAGGGAGGUUUCACGAUAGCGCGGUACAAAGAAAUCUUGGCGGGAACUUCGAGAAGGCAGGAGUGCGCCCUUGAUCCGUGCGGCGGAGCCAGCCUGCGCUACACGUUGUGCGAUUCGUGGCAACAACUGGUGUCCACAGUUUGGCUAUUGCCCGACGAACUCAGAAGCUGUGAAGCGAAGAAGGAGGAGGAAAUAACGUUGGUUGUUUUAGACGGCUUUGACUUUCACCUGAGGAAUCAGCUUCAAGACCCCCGCGAGAGGAAGAAGGUGCUCAGCGGACUGACGCAGAAGCUCGUCGAAAUCGCGAACUGCGGUGCAGCCGUGCUAGUCACGAAUCACCUGUCUAUGAAGCCCAGCUACAGCGAUCCGUCGUCCCUUGUGAUUGCUCCAGCUUUGGGACAGGGUUUUGGGCACGAGUGUGCCUACAGGGCAACAUUCGUGGGAGAGGAUGGUCUCUAUAAAGCUAUUUUUUACAAAGCGCCAACGUUCGGACGGACCAUGGUGUUGUUUAGAAUACAGCGUGAUGGAAUUGUUGAAGAGACUGACGGCUUUUAAAUACGACGGGCAUGAGCCUACAUGAGCGUCGUGGGUACAUACAAGUCUUACAUGUGAUAUGCUCCACUAUUUUAACCUUGUGGUUUAACUAUGCUAUCAUACACAUCAUACAAAAUUUUAUCAUUUGCCUUCUGUGACACGUUUAUCUUGCAAAUGGUCGCGGAAUAAUUUUUCUUGUGCAUGGCUUCCGUGGAAAGACUGAAGUUUUCAAUUUAUACUGCAGCAGAAAUUGCAUUUGGAUGUGCAUUGCACAGAACUAGUGCAGCAUGCCUUGUGCACUACCUUCCAAAAGCUGUUUUAUUCUAUCUUAUUUGUUGUGUUGCAUUCGUUUGACAAACACAUGCUGACUGAACUUUUCGAUCUCCUUUGCUGUGCUGAAAUAGCAAGUUCAAGGGACAGCAUAUUUGAGUGAAAUUAACUCUGAAACUAUAGAAACCUUGGAAUCCCCAGUCCUGUAAACUUUUGUGGGUGACGACUGUAUUAUUGGCAUCAAAGGAAAUGCGAGCAGGGAAGUGCAAGCACAAAGCAUUACUGAAGGUAUGUGCUCACCGUCGGCCAUACAUUUGUAGAAACAGAUGCACACGUCUGGUUUACCCACAGGUUGCUUGCCACGCUGCGAUAGCCUUGCCUCUGUUUUCUUCGUUUUUCGUUUUGCUUUUUAAUAACUUGC
Molecule: messenger RNA, 1704 nt
Organism: Dermacentor albipictus
Lineage: Eukaryota; Metazoa; Arthropoda; Arachnida; Ixodida; Ixodidae
Product: DNA repair protein RAD51 homolog 3-like
Biological process (GO): meiotic DNA recombinase assembly; DNA repair; reciprocal meiotic recombination
Cellular component (GO): Rad51B-Rad51C-Rad51D-XRCC2 complex; Rad51C-XRCC3 complex; replication fork
Molecular function (GO): crossover junction DNA endonuclease activity; ATP-dependent DNA damage sensor activity; four-way junction DNA binding
Source: RefSeq, a predicted model, not a curated record